GCCACCCGGCUCGAAGCAGGCAUGCAGGUAUGGCUACCUCAGUCUCUGCCGAGCAACCGGCCUCUCAACACGUGUCCAAUCAGUGUCAGAACCGUUAACAAGCGUGUCCAACAAGUAUUACGUGAUUUCAACCCGGGGAAACCAGAAAGUGACCAACAUGGGGCUCCGCUCCCUUCUUCUCCUCUCCCUCGCCUGCCUCGCGUCGAGCGACAAGCUCCACCUAGUCUUCGAAUGGAGUCAGCUGGACUACCAAUACGCCAGUCCUGAGGCGCGCCAGCAGGCGAUCGACAGCAAGACGUUCAUCCCGGAGAACAACAUACCGAUGGGUGUGGAGGUCUACCAGGAUAGGCUGUUCGUCACGGUGCCGCGGUGGAAACAUGGGGUGCCGUCUACGCUGAAUUAUGUUAACUUGAAUGAUAAUAGCACGAAGUCACCGAACUUAAUCCCCUAUCCGAGUUGGGCAGCGCACUCUAUCGGUAGUGAUGGGAAACCUCCAGAAAUCAUUUCACCGUACAGGGUCCGAGCUGACAAGUGCGGUCGACUUUGGGUUCUCGACAGCGGAAAGAUGGGCAGCCUCGAAACUACGAGUAACGCUACCAAAUUCCCGCCCUCCAUCAUCGUCUAUGACUUGAAGACAGAUAAUCUUUUGAGAAAGUACACGUUCCCUGCAGAUCAGGUCAAACAAGAUUCUGGAUUCGCCAACAUUGCCGUGGAGGAUUUCGAUUGCGAAAAAACAUUCGCGUACGCCGGCGACGUUGGUAAGGCGGGAAUCGUAGUCUACUCGUGGGAAAAGAACGAAUCGUGGAGAAUUAGUCAUCAUUACUUCAACCAAGAUCCUCUAGCUUGCGAUUUUAACAUUAAAGGAUUGAACUUCACUUGGGAUGACGCCAUCUUCGGCAUGGGACUUUCUGCGCCUAACGCUGACAACUACAGCACCCUCUAUUUCCACCCGAUGGCGAGCUUUAAUGAGUUCGCUGUCUCCACAGAAUACCUGAGGAACAAGACUUUAGCUGAAGCUAACUUCAAUGCUUUUAAACUACUCGGUAGCAGAGGUCCAAAUGCUCAAUCAAGUGCGUCCUUCGUGGACCCCAGAACGGGCGUCCUUUUCUACUCUUUAGUGAACCUUAACGCUGUGGCUUGCUGGCGGACGUCCAACAAGGAAUAUACAAUGAAGAACCAGGGUAGAAUCUCCAUGAACGACACUACCAUGAUCUACCCUACUGACAUUAAGGUGGACAGCAAUCAGAACUUAUGGGUUCUCUCUAACAGGCUGCCUUUCUGGAUGUACGGACAAAUGAACCCUGCAGAUGUUAACUUCAGGGUAUUCACAGCUCCCGUCUUAGAAGCGAUUAGCCACACGGCGUGUGACGUCACGGCGAGGUCGGAUAUUCUCGAUAAGUUUUUGGGUAAUGUGAAGAAUGUUACAGCAAAGAUUGCCUCUAAGAUAAAGCCAAAUUCAGGUGCUUCGUUUGCGCCUAUGUCCUUCGUUGCGUUAGUUAUGUUAAGUUUAUUCGUAUCUUCUACUGAAUAUUAAGAGCCUAGUCUAUGUAACUGUUACAGAAAGCCUGGCGUUACUUGUGUGAAUAGUAAGAGUUGAUAAUGCGGUAUAAAUUAUUUGUCCUCUCUUAGCCUUACUUUUGCUUCAUCAAUUAAUACCGAAUUGUCCAUAAAACCAUUGGUAAAUAUAAGUCGGUGGAUCUGACUCGAACUGACGCGAAUCAUUGCAUAAUUUAUUAAUAACUAAGAUUCGCUUGCCAGACUGAAGACAAAGAGCUAUUUAGACAUUUGAAAAUGGUAGCUCCAAAAUAUAAUACAAAGCCGAAUUACAUAUAAUCUUUAGAUACCGAUUGCUACCGGGAACAUAUUAACUAUAGUACAUAGGUAUGUACUGUACUUACCUAUAGGUAUACAUUUAUAUGUAAUUAUGUAUGUAUAUAAUUAUUAUAGAUUUUAGUUCAUCUGUAUUAUAAGUAUUUUUAAGUAUUAAGUUUUAGGUUAUACAGGGUGACCUUAGCCAUUGGACAAACCCUGAAAUCCCAUGUAGGGUUACUUCUCAGAAAUCGUGUAACAGUAAUGUGUCUUUAAUUAGAACAAAAGAUAAAAAAAUAAAUUAUCAAACAAAACUUAUUUCCAAUAAUCGACUCAAAAAGAAACAUACAGUGAUUUUGACAAUUUGUUUGAAAAUGUGCGGCAAUGAUGACAUUUAUCAAAAGUCAGAAUCUUAUUAAUGUUAAAUAAAAAACCGGGCAAGUGCGAGUCGGACUCGCGCACGAAGGGUUCCGUACCAUAAUGCAAAAAAAACGAAAAAAAAAGCAAAAAAAAAACGGUCACCCAUCUAAGUACUGACCACUCCCGACGUUGCUUAACUUUGAUCAAAAAUCACGUUUGUUGUAUGGAAGCCCCAUUUAAAUCUUUAUUUUAUUCUGUUUUUAGUAUUUGUUGUUAUAGCGGCAACAGGAAUACAUCAUCUGUGAAAAUUUCAACUGUCUAGCUAUCACGGUUCGUGAGAUACAGCCUGGUGACAGACGGACGGACGGACGGACGGACGGACGAACGGACAAACGGACAAACGGACGGACGGACGGACAGCGAAGUCUUAGUAAUAGGGUCCCGUUUUACCCUUUGGUACGGAACCCUAAAAAUGGGAGUCCUAAGGUAAUAAAUAGUAUGAAACCUUCUUCGACCGUUUUGAUUAUCUUUUUUAUAGGAGCUACUAACACAUACAGGUUGCUCCAAAGUAAAAAAAAUCGUAAUUUGUUAAUUUGUUCGUAACCGCUACACCGAUUGGUAUGAUACUUUGUAUACUGGUUCUAAAUACCCUAAUGCAUAAUGUAAUUUGUCCAAUGGCUAGGGACACCCUGUAUACAUUUCUAGACUGGUAGCUUUCGGCUUUCUUUUUGAGAAAUAAAUGUCUUAAACCGUAAUGCCUACAAAAUUUCACCGCUUAUCCAUUUAACCAUUUUACUACAAAUGGUUCAUUUUGUAUUAUUAACGCAUUCAUUGCCAGGGGGCGUGGCCUAGGAAUAAACUUGUGUGACGGUGGACGCACAUGUGCGUCGGGGGCAGUGAAUGUGUUAAUCACGUCUACCUAUGUUUUUAGAGCUCGGUACAAUCAGCAGCAGAAGCUGCUAAGCGGGCGAGGUGUUCAAAAUUACCUUGAUUAAGUACCUAAAAUCAAAAGUACCUAACAAAUAAAUAAGUCGCGUCAAGAUCAUUUUGAAUAAUUCGGUCGCUUAGUAAUUUUUGCUGCUGACUGUACAAAACUAUGUUCACGGAGCUCUUAAUGGGAUCACUUCGGUCUUGGAAAUCGGUUUUUAAAUGAUGCUACAAUGAGUUUUUUAUGUUUGUGAGCAUAAUUCUGCCGCGAGAGUUUCCGCAACCUUAAUUUCGUGAACACAUUUUCAAAUAGUUAAUCAGCUUUUGAUGGCUGAAUUUGUAUAAUGGCUCCUUUACACGAUGGACUAACGCCGGCCACUCCA
This is a messenger RNA of Cydia fagiglandana, 3479 nucleotides long. It is a transcript of the gene yellow-f, whose product is annotated as protein yellow. The transcript is spliced from 3 exons. NCBI's taxonomy places the organism in Eukaryota, Metazoa, Arthropoda, Insecta, Lepidoptera, Tortricidae. Gene Ontology annotation, cellular component: extracellular region. The record is from RefSeq and is a predicted model, not a curated record. Bases 158 to 1534 code for a protein of 458 amino acids.